AUGAAACCAGACGAACCGAGAAGAGUUCAACACAAGAAGAUAGCGAAUUUACACAAACUAAUGGUUGCCAUUAAUGUGUCGGACGAAAGUUCGCUUCUAAUAGUUGUUUUAACUUAAAAUUCACUCCCACAAAUUAACGACAGUUGUUCUUUUUGAGAUAAAACUGAAUAGUAGUGCAAAAUAUAAAAUAUGCUGUUUGACUCUGAGGCCCGUCCUUCACUCAUCCAAUCGCUGUACUGCUUUACAUGUAAAAUGGUUGCUAGUUUCGUUUUAAUGAAUGACAUUUUUUCAAUGAAUGACUGAGAAUUAUUUCCAAAUUUUGUUGACACAAGAAUUAUAUAACAUUAAACCAAUAUGUCAGCUACACCUGCAAAAAGGCAGUUCACUGGCUCUGUCAAAAACCUGCAAUUCACUGGCUCUUUUGCUCGAGGGACAGGACCUUUUAGCCAUAGUAUAGAGGAAGCAACGCCAUUCUUGUCAGUGACCAGUGCAGGUCCGGGGUCCUCUGAUAACCCUGGCACAAUGAGGAAAACUAUGUCAGAAAGUGUGAGUAGCGAAUCUGUCAUGAAGAAUCCUAGAUCUGCUUUCGCCCCCAAACCAUCAAAAGGUAUUGGCUCGUCACGUGGGAUUGGUCCUCAGAAGAUUUCUGCUGGUCAUACUUGUACUUCAAGCUCUGGUACAAAAAGCAGGGGACCCACCUCCAGGGAAACACCAUGUAUAAGUCAAGAAACUCCCAUGGUUUUGGCAACUGCCCGCCAGAUGGGGUCAUCCAUUAUGACUUCAUGCAAUACAGAAUCUAUUCGACAACUCCAGAACCCAUACUCCGAAUGCACAAGUAUGGGUACCACUUCAUCAGAGUAUUUCCAGAAAGGAAGAAUGCCUGUAUCGGCAUCCACACCGGGGUCAAAAUCUAGGACCACUAGUUCAAGGCCAAGCACUGUGACCUUUGAAUCAAGGUCAAGGUCAGAUGAGACUGAACAGAUUACAGAUGGUGAAGUGAGUCCUCAUCAUGCUGGUAUGCAUGGAAGUAAUGAAUCUUCAGAUGAGACCCAGGCGUACAUGGGAGUAUUGUGGCAUGGCGGGAAACUUGGCGUGGCUUACUAUGACCUUGACACAACCAUCAUACAUGUGAUGUUAGAUGCCCAGGAAGAUGACUCCUUCAAAUUUCUCCUCAGUGUUAUAGAGGAGCUGAGGCCCGGCCAGGUGAUAGUAAGCUCCAAACAAGAUGAGAGACUCCUCAAAGUGCUCCGUGAACACUUGGAAGGCUCAGAUAGUCCAGAGACUGGUAACUCCAGUCUGCAGUUUCUACCCAGCAAUGACUUUUCUGCCGAGAUCUGUAAGCGACGUGUUUUGUCCAUGGACCUCCCCUACAUACCGUCUCACUAUACAUAUGAGGAGAGAACUCUCCGUAUAUCAUCACUGAUACCAUUUGAAAACUUGUGCAUGGUUCGAGCCAUGGGAGGUCUGUUGAAGUACCUUGAAAAAAUGAGAAUCGGCAUCGAGCUUGAAGAGAUGGGAACCAAAUUGCCGGUACUAGAUGUAAAGAUAUUCACACUUGAAAGCCAAAUGAUCUUGGACGAUACAGCAUACAGUGCCCUGCAGAUCUUCCAAAGAGAAUCCCAUCCCUCUGUGUACAAACUGGGAACUAAUAAUGCUGGCAAAGAGGGACUCAGUCUGUUUGGCAUCAUGAACAGAACCAAGUCCCAGAUUGGAAGUAGGAUGCUAAGGACAUGGUUCCAGAGACCGUUGAAGAAUGCAGAGAAGAUAAAUUCUCGUCAGACGGCGAUUGCGUAUCUCAACAAUCCCCAACAUGUGGAGCUUGUUCUGUCACUGGAGGACGCUGUUAAAAACAUGAAAAACAUAUCGAAAAUUCUGGCCAGGAUGCUGACAUCCCAGGCUUCCAUUGGGGACUGGCAGGCUCUCUACAAGACUGUCUACAAUGCUACAUGUCUCAAAGAAAUUUGCAAGAUGCAGUCACAGUCUGUGGACAUAUUCAGGAAGAUAACUGAAACUUUCAGUGAUGACUUACACAGAAUUACCAACUUCAUCAACAAGAUUGUAGACUUCCAGGAGUGUUCUAUACAGGGCAGAUUUGUGGUGAAGUCAGGUGUGGACGAACAGCUAGACCAGAAGAAGCGAGUAUUUAGCGAACUGCCAGAGGUGAUGACCAAAGUAGCUCUGGAUGAACUGAACAAGUUGGAGGACUACGUAACCGAGUGCUCAGUACUCUAUAUGCCCCAGAUUGGAUACCUGUUAGCCAUUCCUGAGUCCGCCAUCACUGAUCCUUACAGGGCAGAGAAGGACUAUGAAAUAGAAGAACUCAAGUUUGUGUUUGCCUCGAACAAUGUGCUGAACUACAGAAGUGCAGGAACCAGGGAACUGGAUUCGUUGCUUGGAGAUACUAGAUGUGACAUAACAGACAUGGAGACUGCCAUUAUGCACAAACUACAGAACAUUGUGUUGGAACACUCCAAUGUUCUACUAAGUGUUCUAGACCUGGCCGCUGAACUGGACUGUUUGCUGUCAUUAGCUUCCUGUGCCAGAGAGUACAACUAUGUGAGGCCAAUAAUAACUGAAGAAAAUGUCUUAGAAAUUGUGGCAGGAAGACACCCGAUCCAGGAGAUGUGUUGCAGUACUUUUGUACCCAAUGAUGUCCAGAGUAACUCAGAGUAUGGCAGAGUCAAGAUCAUGACUGGACCCAAUGCCUGUGGAAAAUCUGUCUAUCUCAAACAGGUGGCCCUGAUAGUGUUUCUAGCCCAGGUCGGCAGUUUUAUACCGGCAGAGGAGGCCAGACUGGGAUUGGUUGAUAGGAUUUUUACAAGAGUCCGCUCAUUAGAGAGUGUUUCUGUGGGCCUCUCAACAUUCAUGAUUGACAUAAACCAGAUGUCUGAGGCAUUGAGAAGUGCUGUUGGGAGGUCUCUGUGUAUUAUUGAUGAGUUUGGCAAGGGAACAGACAUGAUUGAUGGCUUGUCCCUGCUAUGUGCCAGUAUCAGCCACUGGGUGGGACAAGGAGACCAGUGCCCUCAUGUGUUUGUUAGCACUCACUUUCACAGCAUCAUACACCAGCACCUUCUUCCCAGGUCGCCUCUCAUCAAAUACCUGACCUUAGAGAGCUUGCAUAAUGGUGAAGAGUUAGUAUUCCUCUAUCAGUUAGUGGAGGGCCACACCAGCUCCAGCUAUGCCUGCCAUGUGGCUGCCAAGGCUGGUCUUCCCCCAGCUAUCAUAAGGAGGGGUAUUGAGGCAUCAGAGCUUAUUCGCCAGUGUAAGCCUGUGCAGAGAGUGGAUACGGUAGACACAGACACACAGUACAGGAGAUGUGAGGCGAUCGUUAGCAAGUUUAUGACAUUGGAUUUGGAAACAGCCGACGUUAAUUCGUUCCUAUCACAGUUUGUGCUUCCAACAAUAGAGGGAAAACUGUGAUCAUAUGUGUUAAGGCCCAAUGGAAAAUUGUGAACACAUUUAUUUGCUAGAAUUUGUUAAAAUUCAAAGGAAAACUGUGAACAAUAUUGUUUAUACUAACAAUGGUGAAGAUAAAUUGUGUGUAUAUCGUGUUGGCAUUACAAAUGUUGAAGUGCUUAUUAAACAAAUUAUGUUUUUA
Messenger RNA from Mya arenaria, 3598 nucleotides. RefSeq names its product mutS protein homolog 5-like. The record is from RefSeq and is a predicted model, not a curated record. The transcript is spliced from 28 exons. Gene Ontology annotation, biological process: mismatch repair; chiasma assembly. Gene Ontology annotation, cellular component: nucleus. Gene Ontology annotation, molecular function: ATP-dependent DNA damage sensor activity; ATP binding; mismatched DNA binding. The coding region runs from base 355 to 3420 and encodes 1021 amino acids. NCBI's taxonomy places the organism in Eukaryota, Metazoa, Mollusca, Bivalvia, Myida, Myidae.